Molecule: messenger RNA, 1318 nt
Organism: Chrysemys picta bellii (western painted turtle)
Lineage: Eukaryota; Metazoa; Chordata; Testudines; Emydidae
Product: somatomedin-B and thrombospondin type-1 domain-containing protein-like
Source: RefSeq, a predicted model, not a curated record
GCUCAGCAGCACCUGGGCACCGCACCCUUGCGGCGGCAGCGGCCGGGCUCCCCACGCGGUGCCUGCCCUGGCCGGCCCGCUCCGGGGCUGGGCGCGGCUCCGGCUGGGUUUGCAUGUGCUGCCCUCGCCCCAAGCCGGGCGCGGCGAUGGCUCGGGGCCCCGGCUGGCUGGCGGCGGUGGCGGCUGCGCUGCUGCUCCUGGCGCCCGGCUCGGAGGCCGGCUGCGCCGAGCUGGGGCGCUGCUGCCGGGGCAGAGACCUGGCUUGUGUCAGCAGCGGCUGGAGACCGGACCGAUCCCACGGCGUCUGCUACUGCGACCAGGCGUGUCCCCGCACCAUGGACUGCUGCCACGACUACCCGCAGGCCUGCCCAGAGGUCUCCUGUGCUGUAUCCGAGUGGAGUGACUGGAGUGGCUGUGCAGAGCCUUGCCGGGCAACAUAUCGAGUUCGGAGGAGACACGUCGUGCAGGAGCCUAGAAAUGGAGGCGAGGCAUGUCCUCCUCUGGAGGAGAAGGCUGGCUGUGUGGAGUAUUGGAACCAGGAAGGAGCUGAGUGCAAACAGUCCCUUAUUCCAGCAUUAAUAACCACAGGAGGUUAUGGGAAAGCAAGGAAAAAGAGAGCUGCGUCCAGCGAAAAUGAAAGAUCAGGGUAUUGUGUCGAAUUCCAGAUCACAGCCAUCACGGAAGGCUGUUUGCAGGGGAGCAGUUCCUAUACUCAGUGGAUGCGCUAUCUCAGCGAGGGGCACACGGUCUGCGUGGAGUGCCAGCACCCGGCCCUGGAUUCCAGGAGUCUGCAUUGCUACGGGGAUGGCAGUGGAAGCAAAAAGAAUCAGCUGCUGCACUGGCAGGCCAUGGGGAAUCCCCGGUGCAGAGGAACCUGGAGGAGAGUUCGCCAGCUGGACACUUGCUCCUGUCCUUCCGUUCACAGUUUCUUGUUCAUCUAACUCUUCUGAAUUGGCCCAGCGCCUCCAAGCCUGAGUCACGGGAUCGUGGCUUUGGCACAAAGUUUGAAGUAACAACCCCACCCCACCUGCUGAUCAGUCAGUAAAACCCCUCUUGGACUGUUUCAAGGAGGUUGCCACCUGCCAACGCUGAGGCUGAAAACUCCUUCAUAUCCACCCACGCUCUUGGCUCGCUGAAGAAGACAGGCUGACAAAAAAUCUUCAGGCUCUUUGUCCCCACACUUCCUUCCAUGAAUGUCCCCUGUGCUUGAGAGCAGCCAGCCUGAAUUGGGCAGUCAGUCGCCUACUCUACUUCCAAGUCCCUCCUUCCCUGAGACUUGCCAGCGAGAAGCCACCAAAUAAAAGAAUUCAAAAAAGAA